UGGAAACAGGAAGAGGAGGAGAGGGGAAGAAAGGAGACAGAGGAGAGGAUCGGGUGAGACAAGGUGGCGAGGAGUGAAAGGGAGGAAAAGGGGAGCAGAGGGGCGUGUGGACCAAAGAGAACGAGGAGAAAAAAAAGAGAGCUUGCAGAGGAUGAGCAUGUCUAUUUAAAGGGAUCUGAAGCUGCACGGGUCUGCUGUCUUUCUAUUCCUGACCGACUACAUCAUUGAAUUUGGACCAGAAAGUCUGUCUCCCCCUUUUCUCUCAGUGCUCAUUGCAAGGUGUGAAGUGGAGGGCAUCCCAAACACGGACCAAGACUGGUAACCACUGUACUUUGUGCUGCAUGUAUCACCCAGCAGAGCUCUACUCUGGCCGUAACACAUGGGACUCCUAUCCAGCUGGAGGUCCUAACAGAGGACAAUGGGCUCCUGUAAACAGUCGCCCCUGGAGCCACACACAAAGAUGCCAGGAAGGGCGCAAUCAAUCACAUCAUUUACUUUCAAGUCGUCUUUAUAACAGGGGGGACAGGACAGUCAACCAUGUCCAGGACAAAGGUAUCUCAAAGGGGCACCGGCAGCAGCUUCGAAUUUGGGAUGCUAAGGAGCAGCCGUUUGAGGCGCAGAAUUGGCAUCACAACUCUAACCGUUCAUUCCACAACCGAGCUGGCACCAACAACAGUUAUCCAACGGGACCAGGGGAACGCUACACAAACUGGGACAACAAUGUCAACAACUCUGUGCACGGAGGUCCUCGCCUGCAUCGCAACAACAGGGAACUCCAGGCUCCACCAGAGAGAUGGGCCCCUUCAGACUGCAACAGGAGCUUUCCAGGAAGAAUGGUAAACAACAGAGCAGGACCCUGGAAACGGCCAGCCCACCACCAGCGACGAGAGCAACUACACCAUCACAGUCCACCCCCUCAGCACCCUUUAGCCCGAAGGGGUGAGUGUCCAGCUAAGAGGAGAAGAGACUCUGGCCCUGAUCAGCCAUCUCACCUUGGAUCAAGACAUUUACCUUUACUUGCCCAUGCCCCGUCACCACCACGCCACUCCCACUGUAGCCAUGAUGACUGGAAGCCUCUAAAUGACAGGGCAGGUCCUUGCCACCACUCUGACCACAGGACCUCAACAACACAGCAACAGGAAACCUCUAAACUGCGAGCUGGAGGACAUGGCUUCAGUACCCCAACACCUCCACAUCGAGGAAGCAGAGGGAAGGUCGACCGGAAAAUCUCAUCUUCACCAGCAGACCACACCCGUGUGCCUUACAGCCACCAAAAUCACCAUCACCACCAUCAGCGGCACACAGGCCACCCUAGACCCCCGCAGCACAACACCUUGCUCCAGCCUCUGGAGGGAACCGACUCACGGAGCCAUCACCACAAACAAAGCACAGAAACUCAGCGCAAUCAUCUAAGGGGAAAUUCAAGGGAUCCAGCCCUCUCCAAGUCAUCUGGUGUGGACUCUGCUCUCUAUUCAUCUCUCCACUGCAGUCCUAAAGAUGGAGGUUCUACUUCCAGCAGUCCUGGUGCUUUUCCCAGUCCAUCAUCAUACACAGUAGCCAGUGGCAGAAAAGACCCAUCAGGCAAUCAACAGUGUGCUCCCGGCCUCAGUGGACAGCAGAAAGCCCAAGUAAGCCCCGGUCAGACCCAGAGGCCCAGCCUCCCAUCUACCACAUCUCACGCUAGUUCUAAGUCCAGGCUUUCUGACCCCAAAUAUAGAAAGACCCCGCAGACCCUCUGCUCGCGACAGCCUCCUCACGACAGGCCGAGAGCAAACAAGGAUGAGCAGGAGCUGGAACAUAAAAAACCAGAGUACAAACUAAAAGAUAAGCCAGUGAAAAAUGAGAGAAAGGGUGAGGUUCUCAAGACUAAUAGAAACGGUGAGGAAAGAAAAAGGCGAAAGAAAAAAGAGGAAAAAAGGUUGGGCGAGAGGAAAAAGAAAAAAGAAAAAUCCACUAAAAAGGAAAAAAAAUUUGGCAUGACAGCGAAAGUCACAGAAAAGAAAAUGGCUCAUUCCAUCUCUACUUCAACCUUUCCAGGCGAAGCCAAAAUAACUAAAAUGGAGACUUCCUCAGAAAAUCAAUGCCACACGCCACCUAAACACAGGCACAGGGAGAGUGAACAAGCAGUGAGGACAUCACACAGGCCGUCCACAGAUUCUCUUCAUUCCAGUUGUGCUACACAAAAGCCAUGCUCCAAAUCUCAAAAUCACAGAAUGCCCAAAAAGAACAGCAGCUCCCUGAAACCCAAGGGUCAACGAGUACAGUCUGUCCCCAAGAAAACCAGCCCCAGUCAGACCAACAAGAAGCCCACCAUUGUCACAACCCAAUCAGAACGUGGACAAAAGACAAAACCUGAUGACACCCUCCGUUCUCUCCUAUUUAAAGCCUUGGCUCCUCUCAGUACAUCAUGUUCUGUUAGCUUAGAGAAGCCCAUCCAAGAAAAAGAAGGUGGACAGGGAGGGGUUCUCAAUGCCCCAGACCUUCAGCCUGUUGCUGUGCUGGGAAAUUUGAGGGAAAUGGGAGACAACCUUGCCAACACUCCUCCUGUACUCAGCUGGCAGGGCUCUCCAGUAUCCGUUCUGGGAGAAGAUGAGGAGCUAGAAAAAGGAGUGCUAAGUAGACCUGUCCUCCAGCCCAGCCCCACACAGUGCUUUUCACCUCCGCCUGUAGAAAGUGAAAGCAAUGAUGAUAUGGAUAAGGAGCCUUGUAAGGGAACACUUGAUGAUCAGUCACACGAUGAUGUAUCUAAUAUCUGCGAUGUACCCCAUACGACAAAACAAGUUUCUGAAAAAGAAAGUGACGAAGAGGUGGAUAGCAGCGGGGAAACAUCAAGCUCUCUACUUAAUGAGCUCCACCACCACAAAACAGGUUUGGACGAUGUUUUUAAGAGUUUGGUCACCUUCCUCGAAGGCCAGAGGGUGACAUGUCGAGGAGGUCCAUUCGGUGGGCUUGCUUCCAGUACCACAAGAGGAGUGAAAUAUUCUUCUUCUCUUGAGCUGGGGCCAGAGAUCCAGUGUCUUGAAAAUCCAGAUUUUUCCCCCAAAUCAGACCCCACAACAUCCCCGAAACCUGGUAAUCAGUCACCAGCCCACACUACCUCACACACAUCACUUUCAAAAUUCCCCAGUCAGACAGAUCGGAGUGAGUCUGUCACCAACACACCAGUGUUGGAAAAGCAGGAACAAACUGAGAGUGAUAUAAAACAGAAGCAAGGGGACAAUGAAACAGAGACCCUGCCAGAGAGAACAGAAUCGUCUCUCUUGGAUGGGUCACUGAGUGCAGAGCUGAGACUGACCACGACGCAUACAGCCUCUUUCACCAGCCUCAUUACCGUCUCUACCAAGGAAGAGAGAGGAAACAGCAAAGAGACAGAACACGCGGGUACAGAGAAAAAGAGAAAACACAAGGCUAAGGAUGGAAGAAGAGAAGGAGAGAUCAAGGUUAAGAUCAAGACAGAAGAAAGCAAGGGCAUCCGUUCUAAAACAAAGGAAAAUGAAAUAAAGGAUUUGGAAGAGAGGGAUAUUUCAUCUGCAGCCAUCUCCAGAAACACACCCAGACCUCUCAAAAACAGUACGAAGGGCCAGAUUGCUCAGGAAAAUCAAACCCAACGUGGCAAAGACACCCAGAGAGAAAAAUUGGACACCUGUAAAGCUGAUACAAAGAAAGCAACAGAGAAGAAGGAAAAGGCCAGUGAGGUACAAAAUAAGGCAACCUCAGCAACAGGAAAUCCAGACACCAAGACAUCAAACUCAAUAUCAGCUGUGACAAUAAGUACAUCCAAAACAGGUGCUCAGGCACCAUCAAGUAAACCCCCCAGCUCAACUCCAACUAAAGUGGACCCAUUGAAACUAAAAGCACUGUCCAUGGGCUUGUCUAAGGAGCUAAGGAUCCUCUUGAUUAAAGUCGAGAGUGCUGGAAGGCAAACAUUCAACAUAUCGGAGGUGGAGGAACAAAGGAUUCCACUUUCCAAAGUCAGCAUCAACAACUCGGCUACCGAAGUGAUCAGAGCAUGCAAGGGGACAAGGAUGAAGGGGAAGUUCAAGGAGUCAUACCUACUUCCCACCUUCUCUGUUAAACCCAACAUUGCCAUAAAGAUCCCCAUUCCUCGGGAGAAGCUGAACCCUCCCACACCAAGCAUCUAUUUGGAGAGCAAGAGGGACGCCUUUUCUCCGGUUCUGCUUCAGUUCUGCACUGAUCCCAAGAAUGCUGUGACGGUAAUCAGGGGCCUCGCUGGCUCCCUCCGCCUUAACCUUGGUCUGUUUUCCACUAAAUCUCUGGUGGAGGCCAAUUCAGACCAUGCAGUAGAAGUGAGGACUCAGGUUCAGCAGCCUGCUGACGAGAACUGGGAUCCAAGUGGCUCGGCACAGACGUGGCCGUGCGAAAGCAGCCGUUCACACACCACCAUUGCCAAAUACGCCCAGUACCAGGCCUCCAGCUUCCAGGAGAGUCUGCAGGACGAGAAGGAGAGUGAGAAUGAGGAAGAAGGAGAGCAGACCUCAGACUCAUCUGCCACCACAAAAUCCACUCUGGCAUUAGCCAACAGUAAAGGCAGUCUCACCUCAAUGAACAUGACAGCCAGUUCUUCUCCCGUCUCCAGCAAAGCCCACCCUGUUCACGACACCAGCACGCCCAGCUCAGAGCAGAAAGCAGGGGGAAAGAUCAUUAAAUUUGGCACCAACAUUGACCUCUCUGACCCUAAAAGGUGGAAGCCACAGCUGCAGGAGCUGCUCAAGCUGCCAGCUUUCAUGAGAGUGGAAUCAAGCAACAACAUGCUCAGUCAUGUCGGUCACACCAUCCUGGGCAUGAACACUGUCCAGCUCUACAUGAAGGUGCCAGGCAGCCGCACGCCAGGCCAUCAAGAAAACAACAAUUUCUGCUCCGUCAACAUUAAUAUCGGGCCUGGUGACUGUGAGUGGUUUGCUGUCCACGAACACUACUGGGAAGCCAUCAACAAAUUCUGCGAGAAGCAUGGAGUAGACUACCUUACAGGGUCUUGGUGGCCAGUCCUAGAAGACCUCUACAGCUCCAACAUCCCUGUGUACCGCUUCAUUCAGAGGCCAGGAGACCUGGUGUGGAUUAACGCAGGGACUGUACACUGGGUCCAGGCAGUGGGCUGGUGCAACAACAUCGCCUGGAACGUUGGACCACUCAACUCGUACCAAUAUCAACUGGCCUUGGAGCGCUUCGAGUGGAACGAGGUGAAGAAGGUUAAGUCCAUCGUCCCCAUGAUCCACGUCACCUGGAACGUGGCGCGCACCAUCAAAAUCACAGAUCAGGAUACUUUCAAGAUGAUCAAACACUGCCUGAUGCAGUCCAUCAAGCACAUCCAGAUUCUGAGAGACCAGCUGGUGGCUGCAGGGAAGAAAAUCUGUUACCAGAGCCGCGUGAAGGACGAGCCGGCCUACUAUUGCAAUGAUUGUGAUGUGGAGGUGUUUGACCUGCUGUUUGUGACCAGUGAGAACAGCAGUAAGAAGACCUAUGUGGUGCACUGUGAGGACUGCGCCCGAGCUAAGAGCCCGUUGCUGGCAGGGGUAGUGGUGCUGGAACAGUAUCGAGUAGAGGACUUGAUGAGGACCUACGACACCUUUGUGCUGACCCCAUCGCCCUUCUCAAAGUGAGGACUCCUCCGCGGUGUCUUUCAGCCAUAAACCAAAACUCUAACGGCAGCACAAAUGUUGUCUACAAGGCAGUCUGUUCCUGCAAACACUUUCUCAAUCAGCCAAUCACGUUUACUCAGUAUUGUUUACAUCACACAAUAAGGUAUGGACACUCAGCCAAUCCAACAAUAGCUCACUGUCUUCCCCAUACCAGCUGCUGAUUGGACGUGUGUUUUGAAAUAGAAUGACUAGACUGGUUCUUCUCAUGAAAAGCAUUUCAGAAAAAAGAAAACAAUGUGAGCACUGCUAGCACUGAAAAUCAGGUUAUAUAUGUUCAACGGACACUGCUGUGAUUCAAAAGCGUCAAGUAGCCGGUUCUGUGUAUUGAUUCAGGUACUUUUAUGCAAAUUCAGUAGAACUUUUUUACACCAAUCUAGUUAUUCUAUAUGUCCAUGAAUUUGCUGUGAUCCUAUCGUACCAGCAGGGGAAUUGCUUCACAGGAGAAGUAGCUGAUUGUCACAUUUGGCAUCGUAUUGGUUCUUGUUUUUGUUUGGUAUUCAGGUAAACUUUUGACAUUUGUUAUUCCUGUCUGUAAACUCUUUGAGGUGCUAUUCCAAUCUUAUUUAUUCUCGUUAGAUACUUAAAAUGUUUUACCAGCCUAGAAGUACACCACAUUGGCCUUGUGAACUGUAUUUAGAGGAGAAGUAAUUGGAGCAUUAAACACACAUAAAUAAGGUUUUAUGUAAGUAUUAAAAAAGAAAUAAAUCAGCAAUUUUUGUCAGUUUCUCUAAAAUACGGGUUUACUAGAGGACUAAUAUGGUUUCAUUCUUAGUUGGAAAUCAAGUGUGUAGAGAGAAAAUUGGAAGAAAAAAAUAGUUUACUUUUUCAAAAGCCCAGCUAAACGGUGGUUGGUGUGGUUUCUAUGAUACGCCGGAAAAACAGACAUACUGUCGUUUUUAUUUUUGGAAUGGGCAAACAGUCCCAGUUUUAUACCUCUUUUGUUGAAAAUAAAACAAAGAAUUGUAAAUUGUGAAUGGAUUUAUGGAAUACACAGUGGUGUGCAUAGAUGGGGUGCAGAGAGAGAGACAGAGAGAGAGAGAGAUUAAAAGGGGGUGAGUCACUAUUGAUGUUUGUGUCAAUGAAGUGCCCAAAAAAUAAUAUGUCCAAAGAGACACACAAUCAUAAUCUUAUAAUGCAAAAACCAGUGAGGCCAAGCAGAUGCGCAGGCUGCAGGGCAUUUCACAGUCCGACCCCAACCAUCCGUCCUGAUGAGGUUCAGCUCCGUGCACUGCCACAAUAUUGAAUUCGUUCGAGCUGAACCCUAGCAUGCGGAAAAACCGAUGACCUGAAAUAUUUCAUGAAAGGCCCAGGUGCCAUUGUUUUGGUCAUUCUGCUGUGUUUUGCAUUUCCCUUUUAAUUUCAGUUACAAACAGGAGCAAUGCAAGGAUGACAACCUAGAACGUGACCGAUGCUAAUUGUGAUUGUUUUGGAGAAUUUAAAAUUUGGUCUAAUGCCAUAGUGACCAGUUUUAUUAAACGUCUAACAUAAACAAGGUUGGCACAGACCCCUUAGAUCAUUUGUUUAUUCAGGUGUUUUAGGAACUGUGAUCAUAGACUGUAUUUAAAAGGUGGACGUAGCCUCUGACUCUGAAAAGUGAAGCCAUUGCACCGGUACCUUAAACUGCAAUACCAGUGGUGGUCACUAGGUGCUCCACUAGAGUCCCUUUGAAAAUCUUUUUUUCUUCUGAGAGUCAGUCAGUCUUUCCCAUUUCAUUAGUUUAAUUUCACUUCAUCUGAUCAGUGUGCUGGAAAUCUUUUAAAAAUAAUUUCAUACUUAAGAAGAUGGGUCAUAGUCACCAGGUGUGGUUCUCAGUUUGAUCAACCCCUUGCUCCUCCCCACCUCCUCCCUCUCAUCCAGAUGUAGUUAAUUGGGGCCAAAAAAAAAAAACAAAACAAAAAAAAAAACAGGAUUGCUAUGGACAAAUGCAAAACUGAAGUGGAAGGCCACAAUCUUUGAUUUACAGUCUAUGAUGAUGAUGAUUAUGACGAUUAUACAUACUUAGCAUUUUACUUGUCGGUGCACUGUUUCUAAAUGACUUCAGAUGUUAUUUGGCAUAUCUGUGCCGUGCAGUUUCUACAGCAGCAAUCCACACACAAUGUCACAAUGUACACAACACACAAUCACUCACCGCACUGGACUGUAUUCACAUCUUGUUGGACUGCUUUCGAAUUUCAAUGGAGGCUUGGUAAUCCCAAUAAAAUCGACACAGAUUUGAGAUCACAGCUCUGCCCUCAUCAGUCUGUGCACACCAUCUCAUGUACAUAAUAUAUCUGUUUUUGAGGUUUACUAGAAAACUUAUGUAGUUUUGUUCUCAAUCAGCAAUCUAAGUUGUAUAUGGUCAAAUUUGUCCACCUCAGUCAUUUGUUGUUGUUUUUUUUGUUCUUUGUUUUUUUGUUGUUGCUAUAUUAUAAUAGACCCUAAAAAAUACCCAGUUUCACUCUGAAUUACUGCAAUGGGAAUUUAUUCCUACUUUUAUACCUCUUUUUGUUGUCAGUUUCUGUUUUUUUGGAUUACGGAGAAAAUGGAAAAUUGUAAAUUGUGACAUUAUUUAUACUGUACAUGGUUGUUUUCUUAUAUAUUUAUUGCAUAUCAAAGGAUACUUCACUCGAUGAGGGGCUACAAGGUAUUUUAAAAAUGUAGUAUGGUCAUAUUGUGUGGAUAGGGGAAGUGCAAUCAGGGGGCGGUUUAAUUCUCAUGGUGCUAGACCUCUCCUUGCCUCAGUGCCCCCUCAUUAAGCAGCAUAUAAUGAUGUAUGAACAUAAGUCGGUGAUACAACUCAAACCAUUUGGUGCUUAGAACCAUUUCAACACAGUUGACUGGGAACAGAAAUGGAAUGAUGUCUUUGUACUGUAUGUAACAGAUGAAUACAAGAUCUUUUUUAACCUUUUUUUCCAUUGUAUGAAAUUCAUAAUCUUGUGAGGCAUUAGUGGUUUUCUGAUGAGCAUUAGCAGUAGUUGUAAUUCCUGACACUUUUGCAGAGACUUUUAGGGAUGUGACUUUUAAUGGCGUCGAGGUUUUUUGUGUGUUGUCCUCAUUAUUAGUAUUAUUUGGAGGAUGUAAUGAUGCUCUUAUUUCCCCUCUUGUUUGAGUUAUGCUGCACUUAUUGUUUCAAAAAGAACUCACAUAGAAGAAAACCUGAGCCAGACCUGUCUUAAAUCCCUCUGUGAUUUUUCUGUGACAUAUUGUAUUGUUGUUCAAGGAAAUAAAAUGUUUUGAUAAAUUA
Molecule: messenger RNA, 8880 nt
Organism: Mugil cephalus (flathead mullet)
Lineage: Eukaryota; Metazoa; Chordata; Actinopteri; Mugiliformes; Mugilidae
Product: serine/arginine repetitive matrix protein 2-like
Exons: 22
Coding region: 342-5618 (1758 amino acids)
Biological process (GO): regulation of gene expression; heart development
Cellular component (GO): MLL3/4 complex
Molecular function (GO): RNA polymerase II cis-regulatory region sequence-specific DNA binding; histone H3K27me2/H3K27me3 demethylase activity; chromatin DNA binding
Source: RefSeq, a predicted model, not a curated record